Spinacia oleracea (spinach) is the source of this 999-nucleotide messenger RNA. RefSeq lists its product as uncharacterized. The coding region runs from base 1 to 999 and encodes 332 amino acids. The record is from RefSeq and is a predicted model, not a curated record. NCBI's taxonomy places the organism in Eukaryota, Viridiplantae, Streptophyta, Magnoliopsida, Caryophyllales, Amaranthaceae. Gene Ontology annotation, molecular function: catalytic activity. The transcript has a single exon.
AUGUGGAAUGUUCAGGGUGCCGGAAAGCAAGCUUUUAUGGCUACGCUAAGAGAGAUUGUAAGGAUUAAUAAUCCUUCUGUCAUUGUGCUUGUUGAGACUUACUUGAGUGGAGAAAAGGCACAACGAAUAUGUGAUCGAGUUGGCUAUUCUGGCCAAACACGAGUAGAAGCACAGGGUUUUAGUGGUGGUAUUUGGCUCUUUUGGAAACGUGAGGAAGUGACUGUCACCCCUCUCGAAUACCAUGGCCAGCAUCUUACAGUUGAAAUUGAAAAAUUAGGGGAAGCCCCAUGGUUGUUCUCAGCAGUUUAUGCCAGUCCGGACUCUAGUAUAAGACGAGAUCUAUGGAGAGAGUUGGAAAAUGCUAGGCAAAAUUUUUCUGGACCAUGGCUGCUGACUGGUGAUUUUAAUGAAACCAGGUCAAUGGAUGAAAGGCAUGGUGUAGGUGGUUCGGAAAUGCAAAGGAGAUGUAUUAAUUUCAGCAAUUGGAUUGAGGAGAAUAGAUUGAUCGAUCUUGGCUUUUAUGGACCCAAACACACAUGGUCUAGAGGUGAGACAGAAGCCACAUUCAAGUCUGCAAGACUGGAUAGGUUUAUGGCCAAUGAGGAGUGGCAUUUGAAGUUCGAGGAUGCAGUUGUGAAACACCUUCCAAGGGCAUGUUCGGACCAUUGUCCAAUUAUUUUGAGUACAAAUGGAUUUGCACCAAUUCCAGCGUCCUUAAAACCAUUCAGGUUUCAGGCAGCAUGGAUAACCCAUGAGAAAUUCGAGGAGUUCAUGAAAAACAACUGGAAUAACUCAACCCCCCUUAUUCCUUUUCUGUCUGAAUUUGCACUGAAGUUGAAAGAUUGGAAUAAGGUGAUCUUCCAUAACAUAUUCAGAAAAAAGGCAGAGUUAUGGGCUCGAUUGGAAGGGGUGCAACAAUGUUUGUCUAACAAACGUCUAAACCACUUGAUUGUCCUGGAGAAACAGCUUAGACAGGAGAUGGAGAAUGUACUACAUUAG